CGGUGUGACGUCGACGGAAUUUGUUUGUGGGGGCUUCAUCAUAACAGAGACGACAGGCCAGGAAGAAGCUGCUCACUACUAUUUGUUUACGAGGCGACAACCUAAAACAACACAGUGUAUUGCCGCCGCCUGUAGCUCACUAUGGCCCAGAACCAGGUGAUCCUGCAGUUUCACUUUGCCACGUUUGGCGACUCCAUGCUACAGAAGAUGAACCUCCUUCGACACCAGCAACGCUUCUGUGACGUCACUGUACGCAUCAACCAGCUUACAGUUCCCGGUCAUAAAGUGGUUUUUGCCGCUGGUUCAUCUUUCCUUCGAGACCAAUUCAUCCUUCAGCAGGACUCCAAUGAAGUGCAGAUCUCCAUGAUUCAGGAGGCAAAGGUUGGUCAGCAGCUGCUGCUGUCCUGCUACACGGGCCAACUUGAGUUUCCUGAACUAGAGCUGGUGAAUUACCUGACAGUGGCCAGCUUCCUCCAAAUGGGCCACAUUGUUGAGCAGUGUACUCAAGCACUAAAUAAAUUCAUCAAGCCACAAACUUCCCACAGGCUGGAAGAUAGUGAGAUAAGAAGGACAAGCAGGGAGCAAGCUUUGAAAGAACAAGAAAACUGCCCGGUGCAGACUGUCCACAAGGCGGAGCUCUUAGAGGAUGAUAUCAGUACCGAUGAUGACGACGAUGAUGAAGAGGAUGUCAUUAUACAACCCAAAUCCCCUCCUCUGAUUUCGGACGCACCGCCCAGGUGUGAUGUGGAAGAGAGUGACAUAAGCAUAGUCAAGGUGGAGUCUAUGGAGCCUACCUUUCCCAGCAGCUCUCCAGCUGCCCUGCGCUCACCCGAGCCCCAACAUUCCCUCAUCAAUUCCACAGUAGACAGUCGAGGGAGCGAAAUGAUGGCGCCCCCUAGCUUGCCAGAUGACCCCUCCAGUCCCUCUUCGCCUUCCAAUCCUGCAGAUAGACCCGGCGUUCACCAGAGGAGUUAUGACAAACCCCUCCAGUGGUACCACCAGUGUCCCAAAUGCAGCCGCGUCUUCCGGCAGCUGGAAAAAUAUGCCAACCACCUGAAGAUGCACAAGCUCUUUAUGUGCCUGCUGUGUGGCAAGACCUUCACGCAGAAGGGCAACCUGCAUCGACACAUGCGCGUCCACGCGGGCAUCAAACCCUUCCAGUGUAAGAUCUGUGGGAAGACCUUCACGCAAAAGUGCUCUUUACUGGAUCACCUGAAUCUGCACAGCGGGGACAAGCCUCACCGCUGUAACUACUGUGACAUGAUGUUCGCUCACAAGCCUGUUCUCCGCAAGCACCUCAAACAGAUCCACGGCAAGAACAGCUUUGACAAUGCGCACGAAGGUAACCUGCACGACGGUGGGCCUGAGGAGAAUUACACCACCGCGCCCUUUUUCAUUCACUCGAACAAUUAUAAGACCUAAAGGAAGCAUACUAUGGAAAAUUGACUUUUUAAUGUUUCUACACACAUACAGUGCCUAGCGAAAGUAUUCGGCCCCCUUGAACCUUUCAACAUUUCGCGACAUUUCAGGCUUCAAACAAAGAUAUAAAAGUUAAAUUUUUUGUCAAGAAUCGAAUUGACAAAAAAAUAAAAUUUCCUUUAUGUUUGAAGCCUGAAACGUGGCGAAAUGUUGAAAGGUUCAAGGGGGCCGAAUACUUUCGCAAGGCACGGUAGUUGAUGCCUGUCCAUCCAUCAAGUGCGAAAUUAAACAACCAAGUCAAAUUGUAUAUUUUUUUUUUUUGCCAAAUUCUAAAAAUGUGUCUUUUAGCAACCUCUUGUGCACUUCUGCCGCUCUGUUAUAAAACAGGGGUGCUAAUAAUAACCAACCAAGUCAAGGCUGGCUGACAUUCCAGAAAGAACAAACCACUUUGACGUGGCACCAAUCAUCUCAAAGCCGACACAAAAGCAGACCUGUAGUAUAAGCGCGGAUUAGUAUUCACUAAUAUUGUCUCCCCAGUAUUGGCUGAAAAGUUAGUGAUGUGAUGUGAGAUGUGAGGUAUUUGUGUUUGACAAUGUCAGGUGCUACCUUGCUACAUUAACUGUUAAGAUGAUGAAAUGCUGCCUCCAUAAAUGACCAUGCAAUGGAAUCUCUCAAGCUGAGCCGUGAUUGGUCCUUACCUUCCUGAGAAACUAUGAUAGCUUCUGUAAACAGCAACUGGCAAAAUGGCCGUGCUCAUAGAUGGAUAUAACUAAUGGAUUUUGCUGCUUAAUUGAAGUCCCAUAAACAAUAUUAAUCAGAAUGCAGUGUUUAGACUGGUGAGGCUUACAGAACAGCAUUAUUGUCAAGCAAUUUUUUGAGUUGACUCCCAUUUUAAGAAAGAAUUUGAGGAAGGAAUUGAAAAGCAAUCUUGUGUUGCAUGCAUGAAAUCUGCAAGUUAAAAUAAAAGAAUUGGGUAAUAAUUAAAGUACGAAAACAAUUUGUAAAGAUGAAGUGACCAAUGAAGAGAAUUUGUUUUCUGCUGGUUAAGUUUCUCUGCCACCUAUCAACUCUGCAUUUGUACAUCUACCACCAUUUUGGACAGCUGUAUACUAAUAAACUCAAAACACAUUCAAAAUGCAUUUGUAUUCACCCAAUGUGCAUUGGAUCAUGUAACACUACUUUCCAAAAAAAAAAAAAAAAAGACAGCUGAUGCGAAAUGUUGGUCAUGUUUCAAAACUUGUAUUAUUGCACUUAAAGUAGCAGGUACGCUUUGCACAUUAUAAAUAUUCAUGGUAUUAUUAUUUUCCCUGCCGUUUCACUUCUUAAUAUCUGAAGGGGGAGGCAGUUACUUCUGUGACGAUCUUAAGAAUUACAUAUCGUUUUAAUUAUGGUUAUCAUCCGUUACCCUCUU
Syngnathus typhle (broad-nosed pipefish) is the source of this 2830-nucleotide messenger RNA. RefSeq names its product zinc finger and BTB domain containing 26 (gene zbtb26). The coding region runs from base 142 to 1422 and encodes 426 amino acids. The record is from RefSeq and is a predicted model, not a curated record. Lineage: Eukaryota; Metazoa; Chordata; Actinopteri; Syngnathiformes; Syngnathidae. Gene Ontology annotation, cellular component: nucleus. Gene Ontology annotation, molecular function: protein binding; RNA polymerase II cis-regulatory region sequence-specific DNA binding; DNA-binding transcription factor activity, RNA polymerase II-specific. The transcript has 2 exons. Gene Ontology annotation, biological process: regulation of transcription by RNA polymerase II.